AUGCCAAUCAGCUUCCAACCUCCGUCGAGCGCGGCCGCUAGCCUUCGAAGUGAACCCUUGCUGAGUCCGCCACGGUCACACAACAGCUCUGAAGAUGUUCCAUUCAAGGCGGAUGAUGAUGAUCGAAUCAGCCUCAACAUGAAAAAAAGGAAGGGUCACCGACAUGGACGCCAGCGACCGUUUCCAGAACCAGCAAUCGAUUCAAGCAACGGUUCUGGUGGUGCCAAAUACCGCAGGCCACGCAGCAGCCGAAAGACAGGCCCUGAGUCCUCGUGCCUCCCUUUUCGAAGAGUUCAGUCCCAGCCAUCCAUCGCGCCUCGGUCUGUAGUCGGGAGUGUCGAAUUGUCCUCGAACCCGAAAUCCCGAGCACGACGAUGGACAGUUUCUUCCAAGGCGGUUUCAACCCGAGCGCUUGCCACCGUCGUCCCUAUCGAGACAGCCGUCUCUAAACGCUCUUCCAAGGGCAAGUCGUCCUCAAGUCCUGCCAUGAUUACCCUCCGCCGCGCAACGUCAGUUGGAGCUCAGCACCGACUGUCACUAACGUCCUUUCCGCCCCCAACAUUCGGCCGUAAGAGCAGCGGCUUUCUGUCGACCAUCCUCAACACAAUCACGACCCGACACUCUGACGCUGCUGCUGCGGCUUCGGAGACGAGCGAGCGACCAGGCACACCGAAAUCCGCCUCCAUCAGCAACAGCAGCAGCGAGGUGCGCCCGAGUACGAGUACUAUUGCCCCCCCAGUUCGCACUGAAGUGGUCACUGUAGAACCACAGCUCUCGUUUCCAGGGCAGGCUUUUACUACGCAGACAGUUCGUCGGUGCUCUACCAGGUACAUCUCAGACGACGGAAUGCAUGAGAUCAUCUGGGACCCGAACUCAUCGACUACCACCUCUGAGGGCGCGGCUCCGACUCCGCAGAGUAGAGAAUGGGCACUAGCCAGCCGCGAUCACGGUGAGACAGAAAGCCUGGAAAGGCGGCUCUCCAGAGUUCUCAUGCAGUCCCGAAGAGCUUCCGUACAGGGGGAAGCAAGCCGUCGAGGAUCUUACUGGCCGGGCUCUGAGAUGAGAUAUGCGCAGGGGUUGUUUGAUCUGCUUGAUAGUCCCAAACUCGCCAGGCUUGCACAAGAAACGGCAUUUCGAAGUCUACCUCGUUCCAAAGGUUCGAGGAUGACCCUGGCUCCGGUCACGGCGGAAAUGAAUAUCACUCAACAGAUGGUGAUCGAUCCACAGGGGCCGCAAGCAGAAGACGGGGGCGUGGAGUUCUUCCCUCCUCUCCGCAGUCGGUCGAACACGACUGGAAGCCGGGAACUGCAUGAUACUUUCCCUGGAUGGCAUGCGCAGGGAGGGGAGGCGUCUGAGCACCCGGGCAUGGCCGUCCAGGACAGCUCAGACGACAAGACAGGCUGGAGCUGGGGCAGAAGAAGGAGCAGCUACGGCGGAAUGAUUGGACUCGGCAGGCAUGCGAAGCGAAGGAGUAUCUCGGCUGGUCCGCAACUUUGCAAGACGACGAUCGAAGAAGGCAUCGGUGCUGUCGAAGGAAGCCAAUACAGAUUCCAUGAAAGUGAGCUGGCUGAUGAUGACACUGUACCGCUCCUGGGUGCCACUUGA
This is a messenger RNA of Capronia coronata CBS 617.96, 1605 nucleotides long. RefSeq lists its product as uncharacterized. Lineage: Eukaryota; Fungi; Ascomycota; Eurotiomycetes; Chaetothyriales; Herpotrichiellaceae. Bases 1 to 1605 code for a protein of 534 amino acids. The transcript has a single exon. The record is from RefSeq and is a predicted model, not a curated record.